GUAAGCACCACCUCAAGCCCCACCACAAAAUCUGCUGUUACCACCACCUCAAGCCCCACAACAGAAUCUACUGUAAAUCUACUCCCCACAACAGAAUCUACUGUAAGCACCACCUCAAGCCCCACCACAAAAUCUGCUGUUACCACUACCUCCAGCUCCAGCACUGAAUCUCCUGUUACCACCACCUCAAGCCCCACCACAGCAUAUUCUGUAAGCACCACCUCAAGCCCCACCACAGAACCUGUUGUUACAACCACCUCAAGCCCAACCACAAAAUCAGCUAAGACCACCACCUCAAGCCCCACCACAAAAUCUUCUGUUACCACCACCUCAAGCCCUACAACAGAAUCUACUGUAGGAACCACCUUAAGCCCCACCACAAAAUCUGCUAUUACCACCACCUCAAGCCCCACAACAGAAUCUACUCUAAGACCACCACCUCAAGCCCCACCACAAAAUCUUCUGUUACCACCACCUCAAGCCCUACAACAGAAUCUACUCGCCACAACAGAAUCUACUGUAAGCACCACCUCAAGCCCCACCACAAAAUCUGCUGUUACCACAACCUCAAGCCCAAGCACAGAGUCUCCUGUUACCACCACCUCAAGCCCCACAACAGAAUCUACUGUAAGCACCACCUCAAGCCCCUCCACAGGAUCUCCUGUAAGCACCACCUCAAGCCCCACCACAAAAUCUGCUGUUACCACUACCUCCAGCUCCAGCACUGAAUCUCCUGUUACCACCACCUCAAGCCUCACCACAGGAUCUCCUGUAAGCACCACCGCAAGCCCCACCACAAAAUCUGCUAUUACCACCACCUUAAGCCCCACAACAGGAUCUACUGUAAGCCCCACCUCAAGCCCCACAACAGAAUCUACUGUAAGCACCACCUCAAACCCCACCACAAAAUCUGCUGUUACAACCACCUCCAGCCCCACCACAAAAUCUGCUAUUACCACCACCUUAAGCCCCACAACAGGAUCUACUGUAAGCACCACCUCAAGCCCCACCACAAAAUCUGUUGUUACCACAACCUCCAACCCCACCACAGAAUCUUCUGUAAGCACCACCUUAAGCCCCACCACAAAAUCUGCUGUUUCCACUACAACCAGCUCCAGCACUGAAUCUCCUGUUACCACCACCACAAGCCCCACCACAAAAUCUGCUGUUACCCCCACCUCAAGCCCCACCACAAAAUCUGCUUUUACAUCUACCUCCAGCUACAGCACUGAAUCUUCUGUUACCACCACCUCAAGCCCCACCACAGGAUCUCCUGUAAGCACCACCUCAAGCCCCAACACAGAAUCUGUUGUUACCACAACCUCAAGCCCCACCACAGAAUCAGCUAAGAGCACCCCUUCAAGCCCCACCACAAAAUCUUCUGUUCCCACCACCACAAGCCCUUCAACAGAAUCUACUGUAACCACCACCUCAAGCCCCACCACAAAAUCUGCUGUUACCACCACCUCAAGCCCCACCACAAAAUCUGCUAUUUCCACCACCUCAAGCCCCACAUCAGAAUCUACUAAUCUACUCCCCACAACAGAAUCUACUGUAAGCACCACCUCAAGCCCCACAACAGAAUCUACUGUAAGCUCCACCUCAAACCCCACCACAAAAUCUGCUAUUACCACCACCUCAAGCCCCACAACAGAAUCUACUGUAAGCCCCACCUCAAGCCCCACAACAGAAUCUACUGUAAGCACCACCUCAAACCCCACCACAAAAUUUGCUGUUACAACCACCUCCAGCCCCACCACAAAAUCUGUUGUUACCACAACCUCCAACCCCACCACAGAAUAUCCUGUAAGCACCACCUCAAGCCCCACCACAAAAUCUUCUGUUACUACCACCUCAAAAUCUACUGUAAGCACCACCUCAAGCCCCACCACAAACUCUGCUGUAACCACCACCCCAAGCCCCACAACAGAAUCUACUUUAAGCUCCACCUCAAGCCCCACCACAAAAUCUGCUGUAACCACCACCUCAAGCCCCACAACAGAAUCUACUGUAAGCACCACAUCAAGCCUCACCACAAAACCUGCUGCUACCACCACCUUAAGCCCCACCACAAAAUCUGCUGUUUCCACUACAACCAGCUCCAGCACUAAAUCUCCUGUUUCCACCACCUCAAGCCCUACAACAGAAUCUACUGUAAGCACGACCUCAAGCCCCACCACAAAAUCUGUUGUUACCACAACCUCCAACCCCACCACAGAAUCUCCUGUAGGCACCACCUCAAGCCCCACCACAAAAUCUACUGUUACCACUACCUCAAGCCCCACAACAGAAUCUACUGUAAGCACCACCUCAAGCCCCACCACAAACUCUGCUGUAACCACCACCCCAAGCCCCACAACAGAAUCUACUGUAAGCUCCACCUCAAGCCCCACCACAAAAUCUGCUGUAACCACCACCUCAAGCCCCACAACAGAAUCUACUGUAAGCACCACAUCAAGCCUCACCACAAAACCUGCUGUUACCACCACCUUAAGCCCCACCACAAAAUCUGCUGUUUCCACUACAACCAGCUCCAUCACUAAAUCUCCUGUUACCACCACCUCAAGCCCUAAAACAGAAUCUACGGUAAGCACCACCUCAAGCCCCAACACAAAAUCUGUUGUUACCACAACCUCCAACCCCACCACAGAAUCUCCUGUAAGCACCACCUCAAGCCCCACCACAAAAUCUGUUGUUACCACAACCUCAAGCCCCACCACAGAAUCUCCUGUAAGCACCACCUCAAGCCCCACCACAAAAUCUGCUGUUACAACUACCUCAAGCCCCACCACAGCAUCUCCUGUAAGCACCACCACAAGGUCCACCACAAAAUCUGCUGUAACCACCACCUCAAGCCCCACAACAGAAUCUACUGUAAGCACCACAUCAAGCCCCACCACAAAAUCUGCUGUUUCCACUACAACCAGCUCCAGCACUGAAUCUCCUGUAACCACCACCUCAAGCCCCACCACAGAAUCUCCUGUAAGCACCACCGCAAGGCCCACCACAAAAUCUGUUGUUACCACCACCUCAAGCCCCACCACAGAAUCAGCUAAGAGCACCACUUCAAGCCCCACCACAAAAUCUUCUGUUACCACCACCUCAAGCCCUUCAACACAAUCUACUGUAAGCACCACCUCAAACCCCAUCACAAAAUCUGCUGUUACCCUCACCUCCAGCCCCACCACAGGAUCUUCUGUAAGCACCACCUCAAGCCCCACCACAAAAUCUGUUGUUACUACAACCUCAAGCCCCACCACAGAGUCUUCUAUUACCACCACCUUAAGCCCCACCACAAAAUCUGUUGUUACCACCACCUCAAGCCCCACCACAGAAUCAGCAAAGAGCACCACUUCAAGCCCCACCACAAAAUCUUCUGUUACCACCACCUCAAGCCCCACAACUGAAUCUACUGUAAGCAUCACCUCAAGCCCCACCUCAAAAUCUGCUGUAACCACCACCCCAAGGCCCACAACAGAAUCUGUUAUUACCACAACCUCCAACCCCACCACAGAAUCUCCUGUAAGCACCACCUCAAGCCCCACCACAAAACCUGCUGUUUCCACCACCUUAAGCCCCACCACAAAAUCUGCUGUUUCCACUACAACCAGUAAAUAUCCUGUUACCACCACCUCAAGCCCUACAACAGAAUCUACUGUAAGCACCACCUCAAGCCCCACCACAAAAUCUGUUGUUACCACAACCUCCAACCCCACCACAGAAUCUCCUGUAAGCACCACCUCAAGCCCCACCACAAAAUCUGCUGUUACAACUACCUCAAGCCCCACCACAGCAUCUCCUGUAAGCACCACCACAAGGUCCACCACAAAAUCUGCUGUAACCACCACCUCAAGCCCCACAACAGAAUCUACUGUAAGCACCACAUCAAGCCCCACCACAAAAUCUGCUGUUUCCACUACAACCAGCUCCAGCACUAAAUCUCCUGUUAUCACCCCCUCAAGCCUUACAACAGAAUCUACUGUAAGCACCACCUCAAGCCCCACCACAAAAUCUGUUGUUACCACAACCACCAACCCCACCACAGAAUCUCCUGUAAGCACCACCUCAAGCCCCACCACAAAAUCUGUUGUUACCACAACCUCAAGCCCCACCACAGAAUCUCCUGUAAGCACCACCUCAAGCCCCACCACAAAAUCUUCUGUUACCACCACCUCAAGCCCCACAACAGAAUCUACUGUAAGCACCACCUUAAGCCCCACUACAAAAUCUGUUGUUACCACAACCUCCAACCCCACCACAGAAUCUCCUGUAAGCACCACCUCAAGCCCCACCACAAAAUCUUCUGUUACCACCACCUCAAGCCCCACAACAGAAUCUACUGUAAGCACCACCUCAAGCCCCACCACAAAAUCUGCUGUUACCACCACCUUAAGCCCCACAACAGGAUCUACUGUAAGCCCCACCUCAAGCCCCACAACAGAAUCUACUGUAAGCACCACCUCAAACCCCACCACAAAAUCUGCUAUUACCACCACCUUAAGCCCCACAACAGGAUCUACUGUAAGCACCACCUCAAGCCCCACCACAAAAUCUGUUGUUACAACAACCUCCAACCCCACCACAGAAUCUCCUGUAAGCACCACCUCAAGCCCCACCACAAAAUCUGUUGUUACCACAACCUCAAGCCCCACCACAGAAUCUCCUGUAAGCACCACCUUAAGCCCCACCACAAAAUCUGCUGUUACCACCACCUUAAGCCCCACCACAAAAUCUGCUGUUUCCACUACAACCAGCUCCAGCACUGAAUCUCCUGUUACCACCACCACAAGGUCCACCACAGAAUCUACUGUAAGCUCCACCUCAAGCCCCACCACAAAAUCUACUGUUACCACUACCUCAAGCCCCAAAACAGAGUCUACUGUAAGCACCACCUCAAGCCCCACCACAAACUCUGCUGUAACCACCACCCCAAGCCCCACAACAGAAUCUACUGUAAGCUCCACCUCAAGCCCCACCACAAAAUCUGCUGUAACCACCACCUCAAGCCCCACAACAGAAUCUACUGUAAGCACCACAUCAAGCCUCACCACAAAACCUGCUGUUACCACCACCUUAAGCCCCACCACAAAAUCUGCUGUUUCCACUACAACCAGCUCCAGCACUAAAUCUCCUGUUACCACCACCUCAAGCCCUACAACAGAAUCUACUGUAAGGACCACCUCAAGCCCCACCACAAAAUCUGUUGUUACCACAACCUCAAGCCCCACCACAGAAUCUCCUGUAAUCACCACCUCAAGCCCCACCACAAAAUCUACUGUUACCACAACCUCAAGCCCCACAACAGAAUCUACUGUAAGCACCACCUCAAGCCCCACCACAAACUCUGCUGUAACCACCACCCCAAGCCCCACAACAGAAUCUACUGUAAGCUCCACCUCAAGCCCCACCACAAAAUCUGCUGUAACCACCACCUCAAGCCCCACAACAGAAUCUACUGUAAGCACCACAUCAAGCCCCACCACAAAAUCUGCUGUUUCCACUACAACCAGCUCCAGCACUAAAUCUACUGUUACCACCACCUCAAGCCCUACAACAGAAUCUACUGUAAGCACCACCUCAAGCCCCACCACAAAAUCUGUUAUUACCACAACCUCCAACCCCACCACAGAAUUUCCUGUAAGCACCACCUCAAGCCCCACCAAAAAAUCUGUUGUUACCACAACCUCAAGCACCACCACAGAAUCUCCUGUAAGCACCACCUCAAGCCCCACCACAAAAUCUGCUGUUACAACCACCUCAAGCCCCACCACAGCAUCUCCUGUAAGCACCACCACAAGGUCCACCACAGAAUCUACUGUUAGCUCCACUUCAAGCCCCACCACAAAAUCUCCUGUUACCACCACCUCAAGCCCCACAACAGAAUCUACUGUAAGCACCACCUCAAGCCCCACUACAAAAUCUGUUAUUACCACAACCUCCAACCCCACCACAGAAUUUCCUGUAAGCACCACCUCAAGCCCCACCACAAAAUCUUCUGUUACCACUACCUCAAGCCCCACAACAGAAUCUACUGUAAGCACCACCUUAAGCCCCACCACAAAAUCUACUGUAACCACCACCUCCAGCCCCACAACAGAAUCUACUGUAAGCACCACCUCAAACCCCACCACAAAAUCUGCUGUUACAACCACCUCCAGCCCCACCACAAAAUCUGCUGUUACCACCACCUUAAGCCCCACCACAAAACCUGCUGUUACCACCACCUUAAGCCCCACCACAAAAUCUGCUGUUUCCACUACAACCAGCUCCAGCACUGAAUCUCCUGUUACCACCACCUCAAGCCCCACCACAGGAUCUCCUGUAAGCACCACCGCAAGGCCCACCACAAAAUCUGUUGUUACCACCACCUCAAGCCCCACCACAGAAUCAGCUAAGAGCACCACUUCAAGCCCCACCACAAAAUCUUCUGUUACCACCACCUCAAGCCCUACAACAGAAUCUACUGUAAGCACCACCUCAAGCCCCACCACAAAAUCUGUUGUUACCACCACCUCAAGCCCCACCACAGAAUCAGCAAAGAGCACCACUUCAAGCCCCACCACAAAAUCUUCUGUUACCACCACCUCAAGCCCCACAACUGAAUCUACUGUAAGCAUCACCUCAAGCCCCACCUCAAAAUCUGCUGUAACCACCACCCCAAGGCCCACAACAGAAUCUGUUGUUACCACAACCUCCAACCCCACCACAGAAUCUCCUGUAAGCACCACCUCAAGCCCCACCACAAAACCUGCUGUUUCCACCACCUUAAGCCCCACCACAAAAUCUGCUGUUUCCACUACAACCAGUAAAUAUCCUGUUACCACCACCUCAAGCCCUACAACAGAAUCUACUGUAAGCACCACCUCAAGCCCCACCACAAAAUCUGUUGUUACCACAACCUCCAACCCCACCACAGAAUCUCCUGUAAGCACCACCUCAAGCCCCACAACAGAAUCUACUGUAAGCACCACAUCAAGCCCCACCACAAAAUCUGCUGUUUCCACUACAACCAGCUCCAGCACUAAAUCUCCUGUUAUCACCACCUCAAGCCCUACAACAGAAUCUACUGUAAGCACCACCUCAAGCCCCACCACAAAAUCUGUUGUUACCACAACCACCAACCCCACCACAGAAUCUCCUGUAAGCACCACCUCAAGCCCCACCACAAAAUCUGUUGUUACCACAACCUCAAGCCCCACCACAGAAUCUCCUGUAAGCACCACCUCAAGCCCCACCACAAAAUCUUCUGUUACCACCACCUCAAGCCCCACAACAGAAUCUACUGUAAGCACCACCUUAAGCCCCACUACAAAAUCUGUUGUUACCACAACCUCCAACCCCACCACAGAAUCUCCUGUAAGCACCACCUCAAGCCCCACCACAAAAUCUUCUGUUACCACCACCUCAAGCCCCACAACAGAAUCUACUGUAAGCACCACCUCAAGCCCCACCACAAAAUCUGCUGUUACCACUACCUCAAGCCCCACAACAGAAUCAACUGUACGCUCCACCUCAAACCCCACCACAAAAUCUGCUAUUACCACCACCUCAAGCCCCACAACAGAAUCUACUGUAAGCCCCACCUCAAGCCCCACAACAGAAUCUACUGUAAGCACCACCUCAAACCCCACCACAAAAUCUGCUAUUACCACCACCUUAAGCCCCACAACAGGAUCUACUGUAAGCACCACCUCAAGCCCCACCACAAAAUCUGUUGUUACAACAACCUCCAACCCCACCACAGAAUCUCCUGUAAGCACCACCUCAAGCCCCACCACAAAAUCUGUUGUUACCACAACCUCAAGCCCCACCACAGAAUCUCCUGUAAGCACCACCUUAAGCCCCACCACAAAAUCUGCUGUUACCACCACCUUAAGCCCCACCACAAAAUCUGCUGUUUCCACUACAACCAGCUCCAGCACUGAAUCUCCUGUUACCACCACCACAAGGUCCACCACAGAAUCUACUGUAAGCUCCACCUCAAGCCCCACCACAAAAUCUACUGUUACCACUACCUCAAGCCCCAAAACAGAGUCUACUGUAAGCACCACCUCAAGCCCCACCACAAACUCUGCUGUAACCACCACCCCAAGCCCCACAACAGAAUCUACUGUAAGCUCCACCUCAAGCCCCACCACAAAAUCUGCUGUAACCACCACCUCAAGCCCCACAACAGAAUCUACUGUAAGCACCACAUCAAGCCCCACCACAAAAUCUGCUGUUUCCACUACAACCAGCUCCAGCACUAAAUCUACUGUUACCACCACCUCAAGCCCUACAACAGAAUCAACUGUAAGGACCACCUCAAGCCCCACCACAAAAUCUGUUGUUACCACAACCUCAAGCCCCACAACAGAAUCUACUGUAAGCACCACCUCAAGCCCCACCACAAACUCUGCUGUAACCACCACCCCAAGCCCCACAACAGAAUCUACUGUAAGCUCCACCUCAAGCCCCACCACAAAAUCUGCUGUAACCACCACCUCAAGCCCCACAACAGAAUCUACUGUAAGCACCACAUCAAGCCCCACCACAAAAUCUGCUGUUUCCACUACAACCAGCUCCAGCACUAAAUCUACUGUUACCACCACCUCAAGCCCUACAACAGAAUCUACUGUAAGCACCACCUCAAGCCCCACCACAAAAUCUGUUAUUACCACAACCUCCAACCCCACCACAGAAUUUCCUGUAAGCACCACCUCAAGCCCCACCACAAAAUCUGUUGUUACCACAACCUCAAGCACCACCACAGAAUCUCCUGUAAGCACCACCUCAAGCCCCACCACAAAAUCUGCUGUUACAACCACCUCAAGCCCCACCACAGCAUCUCCUGUAAGCACCACCACAAGGUCCACCACAGAAUCUACUGUUAGCUCCACUUCAAGCCCCACCACAAAAUCUCCUGUUACCACCACCUCAAGCCCCACAACAGAAUCUACUGUAAGCACCACCUCAAGCCCCACUACAAAAUCUGUUAUUACCACAACCUCCAACCCCACCACAGAAUUUCCUGUAAGCACCACCUCAAGCCCCACCACAAAAUCUUCUGUUACCACCACCUCAAAAUCUACUGUAAGCACCACCUUAAGCCCCACCACAAAAUCUACUGUAACCACCACCUCCAGCCCCACAACAGAAUCUACUGUAAGCACCACCUCAAACCCCACCACAAAAUCUGCUGUUACAACCACCUCCAGCCCCACCACAAAAUCUGCUAUUACCACCACCUUAAGCCCCACCACAAAACCUGCUGUUACCACCACCUUAAGCCCCACCACAAAAUCUGCUGUUUCCACUACAACCAGCUCCAGCACUGAAUCUCCUGUUACCACCACCUCAAGCCCCACCACAGGAUCUCCUAAUCAGCUAAGAGCACCACUUCAAGCCCCACCACAAAAUCUUCUGUUACCACCACCUCAAGCCCUACAACAGAAUCUACUCCCCACCACAAAAUCUGCUGUUUCCACUACAACCAGCUCCAGCACUGAAUCUCCUGUUACCACCACCUCAAGCCCUACAACAGAAUCUACUGUAAGCACCACCUCAAGCCCCACCACAAAAUCUGUUGUUACCACAACCUCCAACCCCACCACAGAAUCUCCUGUAAGCACCACCUUAAGCCCCACCACAAAAUCUGUUGUUACCACAACCUCAAGCCCCACCACAGAAUAUCCUGUAAGCACCACCUCAAGCCCCACCACAAAAUCUGCUGUUACCACCACCUCAAGCCCCACCACAGCAUCUCCUGUAAGCACCACCACAAGCCCCACCACAAAAUCUGCUGUUACCACCACCUCAAGCCCCACCACAAAAUCUGUUGUUACCACAACCUCCAACCCCACCACAGAAUCUCCUGUAAGCACCACCUCAAGCCCCACCACAAAAUCUGUUGUUACCACAACCUCAAGCCCCACCACAGAAUCUACUGUAAGCACCACCUCAAGCCCCACCACAAAAUCUGCUGUAACCACCACCCCAAGGUCCACAACAGAAUCUGUUGUUACCACAACCUCCAACCCCACCACAGAAUCUCCUUUAAGCACCACCUCAAGCCCCACCACAAAAUCUGCUGUUACCACCACCUCAAGCCCCACCACAGCAUCUCCUGUAAGCACCACCACAAGGUCCACCAAAGAGUCUCCUGUUACCACCACCUCAAGCCCCACAACAGAAUCUACUGUAAGCACCACCUCAAACCCCACCACAAAAUCUUCUGUUACCAUCACCUCCAGCCCCACCACAAAAUCUGCUAUUACCACCACCUUAAGCCCCACAACAGAAUCUACUAUAAGCACCACCUCAAGCCCUACCACAAAACCUGCUGUUACCACCACCUUAAGCCCCACCACAAAAUCAGCUGUUUCCACUACAACCAGCUCCAGCACUGAAUCUCCUGUUACCACCACCUCAAGCCCCACCACAGGAUCUCCUGUAAGCACCACCGCAAGGCCCACCACAAAAUCUGUUGUUACCACCACCUCAAGCCCCACCAUAGAAUCAGCUAAGAGCACCACUUUAAGCCCCACCACAAAAUCUUUUGUUACCACCACCUCAAGCCCCACAACAGAAUCUACUGUAAGCACCACCUCAAGCCCCACCACAAAAUCUGCUGUAACCACUACCCCAAGGCCCACAACAGAAUCUACUGUAAGCUCCACCUCAAGCCCCACCACAAAAUCUGCUGUAACCACCACCCCAAGGCCCACAACAGAAUCUCUUGUUACCACAACCUCCAACCCCACCACAGAAUCUCCUGUAAGCACCACCUCAAGCCCCACCACAAAAUCUCUUGUUACCACAACCUCAAGCCCCACCACAGCAUCUCCUGUAAGCACCACCGCAAGGCCCACCACAAAAUCUGUUGUUACCACCACCUCAAGCCCCACCACAGAAUCAGCAAAGAGCACCACUUCAAGCCCCACCACAAAAUCUUCUGUUACCACUACCUCAAGCCCCACAACUGAAUCUACUGUAAGCACCACCUCAAGCCCCACCACAAAAUCUGCUGUAAUCACUACCCCAAGGCCCAAAACAGAAUCUACUGUAAGCACCACCUCAAGCCCCACCACAAAAUCUGCUGUAACCACCACCCCAAGGCCCACAACAGAAUCUGUUGUUACCACAACCUCCAACCCCACCACAGAAUCUCCUGUAAGCACCACCUCAAGCCCCACCACAAAAUCUGCUGUUACCACAACCUCAAGCCCCUCCACAGAAUCUCCUGUAAGCACCACCUCAAGCCCCACCACAAAAUCUGUUGUUACCACAACCUCCAACCCCACCACAGAAUCUCCUGUGAGCACCACCUCAAGCCCCACCACAAAAUCUUUUGUUACCACAACCUCAAGCCCCACCACAGAAUCUCCUGUAAGCACCACCUCAAGCCCCACCACAAAAUCUGCUGUUACCACCACCUCAAGCCCCACCACAGCAUCUCCUGUAAGCACCACCACAAGGUCCACCACAGAAUCUACUGUAAGUUCCACCUUAAGCCCCACCACAAAAUCUUCUGUUACCAGCACCUCAAGCCCCUCAACAGAAUUUACUGUAAGCACCACCUCAAGCCCCACCACAAAAUCUGCUGUUACCACCACCUCAAAAUCUACUGUAAGCACCACCUCAAGCCCCACCACAAAAUCUGCUGUUACCACCACCUCAAGCCCCACCACAGCAUCUCCUGUAAGCACCACCACAAGGUCCACCACAGAAUCUACUGUAAGUUCCACCUCAAGCCCCACCUUAAAACCUGCUGUUACCACCACCUCAAGCCCCACCACAGGAUCUCCUGUAAGCACCACCGCAAGGCCCACCACAAAAUCUGUUGUUACCACCACCUCAAGCCCCACCACAGAAUCAGCUAAGAGCACCACUUCAAGCCCCACCAUAAAAUCUUCUGUUACCACCACCUCAAGCCCUUCAACACAAUCUACUGUAAGCACCACCUCAAACCCCAUCACAAAAUCUGCUGUUACCCUCACCUCCAGCCCCACCACAGGAUCUUCUGUAAGCACCACCUCAAGCCCCACCACAAAAUCUGUUGUUACUACAACCUCAAGCCCCACCACAGAGUCUUCUAUUACCACCACCUUAAGCCCCACCACAAAAUCUGCUGUUACCACCACCUCCAGCCCCACCACAGGAUCUUCUGUAAGCACCAACUCAAGCCCCACCACAAAAUCUGCUGUUACCACCACCUCAAGCCCCACCUCAAGCUACAGCAGAAGUACUGUAUUAGACACAACAAGACGUCAUGCAUCUAGUGCAGGAUCACAGCACCACACCACAGCCUCUGGGGUGUCUGAUGACACAACCUCUGCCUCAAGCCACAUUAAAAAAUCUGCUGUAAUUAAAACCUCAAGCCAGAGCACAACCCCUGUUUUAAACACAACAAAAAGUUUUCAAGAUCAAUCUGAAAAGGAGUUAUCCAGUGAAGACAAAUAUAAUCCUGGAGAUGGUGACAACAGUGAGUAA
This is a messenger RNA of Paramisgurnus dabryanus, 12471 nucleotides long. The record is from RefSeq and is a predicted model, not a curated record. Lineage: Eukaryota; Metazoa; Chordata; Actinopteri; Cypriniformes; Cobitidae.